AUGAAGCUAUUUCUGACCGUCGUGGAGCGCCACAACUCCACAAACAGCAGCGAUGUCACUCCCACAGAUGAUGUGGCCCUUUUCGACCCCGGUGUGUGGAGCCGCACAGCAACUUCGGAGAUGGCUCGCCGAAACGUUUCGGCAUCCUACGUGGCGCAGCAGGUGUACCGACACGCGGCGCUGACGCAACUGGCGAAAGUCGCACUUUCCAGCGCGGUAUGCUUUCGAUACGGCCCCCGCCCACCACCACACCUCGACAGCUUUCUCUUCCACAAGCGCUGUCGCCCGACCGGACAUGGAAGGUGCGGCACGCCACCAGCGGCAGCGGCGCCGCCCGUGUGCGCGCCGUCGCCUCUCAUCUCAUCCUCAUCCUCGUCCUUCUCCGUGAACAUGGCGGCCACUUCACCUGGGACAGGCCAGCAACGAAGCACUGCCGCCGGUGCGAGCGACUCGGCCACUGAGUAUGACAGCCUCCUCGCUCUCUGGCUGAGGGAACUGCUCUCAGGCACCGAUAGCUCCGUCACCGUGACAGCGUUGCUCCUGUUCGUGGAAGGCACCGCGAUCGAUAUGGCAACCGGCAGCAAGGUGCACACGCCCCUCAACAUAGGCAGCGGCACCGCAAGACAGCUGCGCACGCACGAGGACGCCAUGGCGUUUCUGCACGCGUGCGAGUCCACGCUACACCAUAGCGCUGCCGAGUUUCCGCGGUGCCCGUACCACGUCUGCGUCGCCGUACUUGUCGGCACUCACGGUGGCUCGCACGGAAAGAACCCCGUUAUAUUCCUCGACGUCGCCGCCGCUGCGCCGGAGAGCGCUGGCGCCCACCAAGAGGUGCGCUUGCGGGAGCAGGUGGCCCUCUUUGGCCGGCAGCUCGGCGCUGACGCGACAACGGCCACACCUCACGCUCGUCAGCGGACGCGCAAGGCGGAGGACGAGCAGUGGCUCAGUCUCCUGCAGUCCUGCCAACUCUCUCGCGCAAGCCUGGUGGGGCUCGUCUACGUCGCGUGCGAGGCAGGCCACGAUCCGUUUGGCCAUUCCCGCGUCGAGGGGACCGACUGUGACCCCUUCACCCUUGCCAGUGUCCUACGCCAACGCGCGCUCUUGGAAGCGGUGAACAACGGCGUGUUGCACCCCCAACUACGAAAGCUGUCCCGCGCCCGGAAUCGCGCAACUGCGCGAGCGGUGAAGCUGCCCGCGAGCGGUGCCACCACAAGGUCACGCGCGCCGGCCUCUCCACUCAAGGGGCGGCCCAGCAGAGGGCGGCAGCGGCCGCAGCAGCACAGUCCGAAACUCCCUUAUCUGGCGCGCGACUCGGUGCCGCCGCGUCGCACACAGGAGCACUCCAUAGUCUUUUAUGGCGUUUCUCGCUGCGGCCGCUCCGCGGAUCUGCUGGCGCGCAUUGAGGAGGAGGAGCACCACGCGCGGGUGGCGUUGUCAAGCGCGGAGCAGCGAGCCUGGAACCUGGCGGAGUUGCGCUGGAUUCUGCGUGCCCAUCCACCGGGCAAGUCCAUCGACGCCAUGCUGCGGCGCUUCGCGCACAACGUCGAUGGAGUGAGCCGACCUGAGCAGCAGCACCCACACUCAGUCCCACCUCGCUUCUUGCCGCCGCCGCUGAACGUGGCUCAACUCGCCACCGCCAUCAGCCGGCCUUCUACCACUGCCACGCGACGGUCGUCCUUCGCCUCAGCGACGCGCACGCCCGAGUCCACCUCACCGGGCGGCACGGUGCGGACGAGGGUAACCGCUUCGAUGCUGCCCACAUCCCCGUCUCGUCUAGCCUUGACAAGCACCUUCUUUACGCGGCGCAUCACGACACCGCUGUUCUUCCGCGAAGCGGGCUCUCCACCGCAGAACCAAGACGAUCCGCGAGCGCACUCCGCCUCAUCGCAUGUGGCCGUACGCGGCCACAACGCCACAGAGCUCGAGCGGCGUCGCCUAAAAUCUGGCGCGACCUUCUCCCUCGCCACGGACUCCCCAAACGCACGCGCGUGCACCACCGCUCGCCGACUCUCUGCCAUCGAAACGGCCCUACUCGCGCGCGCGCACUCUUCUAGCCAGCGCAGUCUUCCUUCCCCCUCUCCGUGCACGGGCGAGGUAGAGCGACUCUAUCCCCUCGUGCGCGCGUUUCACGUCGAGAUGUGCGAGCAGGACGCGCUGAUGGCGGAGGAGCUCAUGAUGCGCAGCUGCAUCGAGCACAAGGAGAAGAACUGCCGCAAGACGCUGAGUGUUGCUCGCGCUGAGUCGGUGCGACGACUAUCCGUGUGGUGGCCGUCUGAGACAGGAACGCAGCCGCAACGAGAGCCGCAGGUGCCCGACAGCCCCCGGUGGCGCCCAGCGAAGCCACUUCCUCUGCGCAUCUUCUUCCAGCAGUAG
This is a messenger RNA of Leishmania major strain Friedlin, 2373 nucleotides long. RefSeq lists its product as hypothetical. Lineage: Eukaryota; Euglenozoa; Kinetoplastea; Trypanosomatida; Trypanosomatidae. The transcript has a single exon. Bases 1 to 2373 code for a protein of 790 amino acids. The record is from RefSeq and is a predicted model, not a curated record.